Molecule: messenger RNA, 1099 nt
Organism: Ceratosolen solmsi marchali
Lineage: Eukaryota; Metazoa; Arthropoda; Insecta; Hymenoptera; Agaonidae
Exons: 6
Coding region: 1-1020 (339 amino acids)
Source: RefSeq, a predicted model, not a curated record
AUGGUGGUACGGCAAGAGAUGAUUUUCAGCAAGAGGUAUCUUCUGCAAGAGGUAUCUUCAGCAAGAGUCACAACAAGCUGCGGUGGUGAGGUCCAGAAUAACCUUACGUACGUUACCAGUCCAGGAUUUCCGAGUCUCAUCGAUCAACCUAUGAAUUGCUCAAUUCUUGUCAAGAAAAUUGAUCAGCAAGUUAGUCAAUUAAAAAUCGAUUUUCUUCACUUCAAUAUUGGACAACCUAACAGAAAAACUGGGAUUUGUGAUGAAGACGUUUUAUUGCUUAGAUCUGGUGAAAAGACUUUUCAGCUUUGUGGUUGGAAUAGUGGACAGCACAUUUACAUAGAUAUAUGUGAGGAACCGGUAACAAUAAAUUUCCGUCUAUCAGGUAAUUUAAUGUCUCGAAUGUGGGAAAUGCGCAUAAUUCAAUUGGGAUUCGAGCAAAGGGCACCAGCUGGUUGUCUACAAUACUUGCAGUCAAACAAUGGCAUUCUGAAAACCCUCAACUACCUACCCAAUGGCAGGUAUCUUGCCAAUCAUGAUUACUUAAUUUGCAUCCGACAACAGUACGGCAUGUGCAGCAUAUCCUAUUCGCCUUGUACCAAUGAAUCCUUUCGAAUUGGCGGUUCAAGAGCGAAGCAGUAUAACAUGACAACUAGUUCCAAUAUUGCAGUUCAAGACAAUGGCCAAAGCGAAACUGGGUCGGGAAGCGGACCUCAGAUUAUAGCAUUCGGAAUCGGCCGGUGCAGAGAUCGAAUACUAAUUCCAUGUGAUUUUGAAGAAUUCAUCACGCCUGGAAACGAUGUCGCAGGAAUAUGUGACCUUGAGCAUUGCGGAAUUUCGCUUUGUAGUUCAGUCGGCGAUAGUGAUUUGAUAUCUCGCAAUAUUUCGACUUGCCAUGUAGAAACGUCGGCUCUACCUUUUCAUAUAAGAGUUGCCUUUGGACCCGGAGAAGAUAGUGGAAUUUCACCAGAAGACAAUACUGGCAUGUGCCUCAAUUAUGAACAGUUACCAUGUGUAAUUUGAAAUUUAGUAAUUUAGUUGCAUAUUAAUGGUUUCUUCUGUGCCUGCUUGGCUCUUCCUCUCCACAUAUCUCUCUCUCUUU